This is a messenger RNA of Schistocerca cancellata (South American locust), 3253 nucleotides long. RefSeq names its product D-3-phosphoglycerate dehydrogenase. The transcript has 10 exons. Bases 91 to 1737 code for a protein of 548 amino acids. The record is from RefSeq and is a predicted model, not a curated record. Lineage: Eukaryota; Metazoa; Arthropoda; Insecta; Orthoptera; Acrididae. Gene Ontology annotation, molecular function: phosphoglycerate dehydrogenase activity; NAD binding.
CCGGACGCGGCUGUCGGCGAGGACACACGUGUGGUUGAAAGUCUGGUUUUUAUUCAGUGUCUCGAGUACGCGCACUGCUAAACCGCUGACAUGCCGGUGAAUAUCGCUUCCGUUCUGGUCGCGGACGCAGUCCACGAAAGCUGCGACCAAAUCCUGCGCGAGUACGGCAUCUCCGUGACGCGAAGGCUACGCAUGACACCUGAGGAGCUGUUGGAAGAAGUCAAGAGGCACGACGCGCUGGUGGUGCGCUCCGAGUCGAAGGUGACGGCGGAGGUGGUGGCUGCGGGGGCGGGCGCGUCGCUGCGCGCCGUCGCCAGGGCCGGCACUGGCGUCGACAACAUCGACGUCGACGCCGCCACCCGCCGCGGCGUCAUCGUCCUCAACACUCCCGGCGGCAACUCCGUGAGCGCCUGCGAACUCACCUGCUCUCUCAUCACCGUCCUCGCCAGGAACGUGCCGGCGGCGUGCCAGUCGCUGAAGGAGGGCCGCUGGGAGCGCAGCAAGCUGGCCGGCUCGGAGCUGAGCGGCAAGACGCUGGCCGUGCUGGGGCUGGGCCGCAUCGGCAGGGAGGUGGCGGCGCGCAUGCGCGCCUUCGGCAUGACGACAAUUGGCUUUGACCCUCUGGUGAGCGCUGAGGCGGCCCAGCAGUUCGGCGUGGAGAAGCUGGAGCUGGAAGAGAUCUGGCCGCGCGCUGACUACAUCACCGUGCACACACCGCUCAUCCCGCAGACCAGAAAUCUGAUUAAUGAUGAAGUGCUCAGCAAAUGCAAACGUGGUGUCCGCAUCGUCAAUGUCGCAAGAGGAGGGAUCAUCGAUGAGAAGGCACUGCUGGUGGCUCUAAAUGACGGCCGCUGCGGUGGCGCUGCACUGGACGUGCUGACGGAGGAGCCGCCGCGCUCCGAUUGGCUGCUGGAGCUGGUGCGUCACCCGCAGGUGGUGGCCACGCCCCACCUGGGCGCCAGCACCGCCGAGGCACAGCGGCGGGUCGCCAGGGAGGCCGCCGAGCAGCUGGUGGCGCUCUCCGCCACCGUGCCCGCCGCACAGAGGGCCAGGUUCCAGCUGACAGGUGUCGUGAACGCACCCGCGCUGUCUGCAUCACUGGACGAGGGGAACCAGCCCUGGCUCCAGCUGGCAAAGGAGCUGGGCUCACUGGCCGCCCGUCUGGUCCAGGGUUCGCUGCCCGGGACGGCCAUCAACGUCACAGCCUCUGGCCCUGGUAGUGAGCGGCUGACCUUUGUUGCCACGGCAGCCGUUACUGGUUUGCUGUCUGGGCGCACACCUAAUGGGUUGAACCUGGUCAACGCCCCAGCACUGGCGCGCGACAUGGGUGUCACAGUGACAUCCGAGAAGGCCUCUGCUGGCAGCCAGGGAGAUGACACCACAGUCACUGUCAAAAUCCAGCAGGCCAGCGGGGAGGUGCAUGCCGUCACUGGUACGGUCCGUGCUGACAACCGGCCCCUCUUGCUCUCUGUCGACGGCUGCGUCUUCGACGGUGGCAUUGCCCUCGGUGGGGGCGCACCUCUGCGCCUGUUCCGUGCCGCCUCUGCCACCUCAGCACUUGGAGCUGUGUUGGGGGCACUGGCUUCUGCCUCUGCUUCCAUUACCGGUGUGUCCGUAGCCGCCCCUGUUGUGGAGCCGGCCAAAGGCCAACCCACCGACUCUCACGCCUGGAUCGCUGUACGCACCACGCAGCGCGUCGAGACCCGUGUUAAUAUCCCGGGUGUCGUCGACGUCUGAAGAUUCACUUGUGCUGCUUUGCCCAGUUUGUGAAGCUACUGUGCCCAGCAGAACUUGACUUGUGUCUUCAGCAUUCGUCUCACUUGUUGAAGUGUGUUUUGUAACCUUCUGGUGCUCUGAAACUGUAGUAACUGGUAAGGAAUGAAAUUUCGAAAUGAACUGCCAUCAGUCAGCUCUUAGCUGAUUAUCCAUUGUUGCCCAGUUACUUUUUUUUUAAGUCAACCUGUUCCUACUAACCACCACACCAGUGGGGCAGAAAUGUCAAAAGGACUGUCACUUAUUAGCCAAUGACCCCAGUAUCCUUUGCAGGUGGCGCUAAUACCUCUCAUUUGCUAGGUGGGUGUAUCUCCAGAUAGGAUGUGAUGUGUUGAAAUUACUCCACACACCCAAACAGUCCACAUUACACAUCAUCCCCUUCCCUCCCUCAGCUCUCCCCAUGACUCCUAUUGGUCAAAUGUCAUCAAGACUGUCAACAAUUGUCCUAAUAACAGAAUACUGUGGAUUAUGUACUAUUAUAGCUCACUUUCUAUUAUUUUUGUGUGUAACUCCUGUCCCAGCCCAUCCUAAUUUUAAGUGUGAUACAGGUGUUUUACCCCAGCAGGGUAUUUUUCCCACAUAAUAAACCAUAUUUCUACCACAUUUAGUUGAAGUUGCUGGUGAUGUUCCAGCUUUGUGCCACCACAUAUGCUAGGAGUAUAUUACUACCAUGACAGUUUUCGCCUUAGUCGUGUGUCUCUCACAUAUUGUAAUAUCUCCAGGCAUUCCAGAAGCAUGCUGAGCACCCACUUUAUAUAUAUAAUUUCGUUUUGAAGUAUUCAUUGAGACUAGGCACCAAUGUUUACCUCUCCUUGUAGUAAAACAAUGAGCAAGUUUCCGUAAAAACUUGUUACCCUCUGUUUUUCACCAAAUGUGAUAGUAUAACAUGCAUCUAGCUGAUUGGCCAAAACUUUUCAUUCUUACCCUUCUUACGGACAAGCCUUAAUGUUUCAGACAACUAUUUAAAAGAAAAAGUGAACAAUACAUUAAUUUAUUUUACUAAUUACAGAUUGCAUCAAUAAUGCUUGGUAAAAAGGAAAAAAAAAUCAUAUAAAUACUGGUGCAUUCCAACUAAUUUCAAAUGAAAUGUUCUCACAGUAUUAGAAAUAAGACUUCCUACCAUAUUGUGCCGUAAUUUAAUUUGCAGUGAAACCUGAUUCAUGAAAUUAGCUUUAUGAAAACUUGAAGUUUUUUGCUUCUACUUCAAUUUUUCUGUGAGCUCUAACAUAUAUUUUCAUAAUGUAUUUUUAAUAUUUUGAUCUGCAAAUUUUUGUUUAAGAGAAAGCGUUUGACUGAUACAAUGAUUUUUGUGGUGUGUUGUAAUCAAUGGCUGUGAUAUUCAUGUACUGUGAAGGUAAAAACUUUGCUUGAACAAUAACAUUUUGUGGAUCUAAUUUCAUCAUGAAAUUUAAAAAAAUAAUUUAAUACAGAAAAAGUUAUAAGAUUGGAAAAUAUGAACUGAUAACGCCAAAGAAGCGUA